Molecule: messenger RNA, 4979 nt
Organism: Cydia pomonella (codling moth)
Lineage: Eukaryota; Metazoa; Arthropoda; Insecta; Lepidoptera; Tortricidae
Gene: Ctr9
Product: RNA polymerase-associated protein CTR9 homolog
Exons: 20
Coding region: 143-3754 (1203 amino acids)
Biological process (GO): regulation of DNA-templated transcription
Cellular component (GO): Cdc73/Paf1 complex
Molecular function (GO): RNA polymerase II complex binding
Source: RefSeq, a predicted model, not a curated record
UCGAUUUGCAUCGCAUCGACAAACAAAAAUGGUUGUUGCGUCGCCUUGGUCGCCUUCGUAAAUCGCAUUAUUAAUGGUGAUGUGUAACCAGUUGCAGUGUUUGUGAUAUUCUUGUGACGAGCAGGAAAAAAACAAAUGCAAAAUGUUGGAAAUUCCGUUAAUGACAACGGAUGAGGUGAUUGAAUUAGAUCCGGAACAGUUACCGGCUGGAGAUGAAGUGCUCGGUAUUCUGCAGCAAGAGCGCUCGCAGCUCAGUGUUUGGAUCAAUGUUGCGCUUGCCUAUUACAAACAAAAGAAGAUUGAUGACUUCCUCAAAAUCCUGGAGGCGUCCCGUGUGGACGCCAACAUGGAGUACCGGGAUGUUGAAAGGGACCAAAUGCGAGCUCUCGACAUGCUCGCCGCUUACUAUGUUCAAGAAGCCAAUAAGGAGAAAACCAAAGAUAGAAAGAAGGAGCUGUUCACAAAAGCCACUUUACUGUAUACCAUGGCCGAUAAAAUCAUCAUGUAUGAUCAAAACCAUCUCCUUGGCCGAGCCUAUUUCUGUCUACUUGAAGGAGACAAAAUGGAACAAGCAGACGCUCAAUUCAACUUCGUACUUAACCAGUCUCCCAACAAUGUUCCCUCUCUUCUCGGCAAAGCCUGCAUAGCCUUCAACCGCAAAGAUUACAGAGGAGCACUGGCGUUCUAUAAGAAGGCACUGAGAACCAACCCUGAUAGCCCUGCGGCAUUGCGGUUAGGGAUGGGGCAUUGCUUUAUGAAGUUAAAUAAUCAGGAAAAAGCUAGGAUGGCUUUUGAAAGAGCUCUACAGUUGGACCCACAAUGCGUGGGUGCGCUAGUCGGCCUAUCCAUCCUCAAGCUUAAUCUACAAGAGAAUGAGUCAAACAAGAUGGCUGUGAUAAUGUUGUCCAAGGCGUACGCCAUAGACCCCAAGAACCCCAUGGUGUUGAACCAUUUGGCGAACCACUUCUUUUUCAAAAAGGACUACAGCAAAGUGCAACACUUGGCUCUUCACGCGUUCCACAACACGGAGAACGAGGCCAUGCGCGCAGAGUCGUGCCACCACCUGGCGCGGGCGUUCCACGCGCAGGGCGACUGCGACCAGGCCUUCCAGUACUACUACCAGGCCACGCAGUUCGCGCCGCCCAACUUCGUGCUGCCGCACUACGGCCUGGGCCAGAUGUACAUCUAUAGAGGAGACACUGAGAAUGCUGCCCAAUGCUUUGAGAAAGUCCUCAAAGUUCAGCCCGGCAACUACGAGACCAUGAAGAUCCUCGGGUCGCUGUACGCCAAUUCAGCCUCGCAGUCCAAGAGGGACAUAGCCCGGCAGCAUUUGAAGAAGGUCACCGAACAGUUUCCUGAUGAUGUGGAAGCGUGGAUAGAAUUGGCGCAGAUAUUGGAGCAGAAUGACUUACAGGGAUCCCUGAAUGCAUACAGCACCGCAAUGAAGAUCCUGAAAGAGAAGGUGAACGCAGACAUCCCUGCGGAGAUAUUAAACAACGUAGCAGCCCUGCACUACCGGCUGGGCAAUCUACAUGAGGCCAAAACUUACCUCGAGGAAGCGCUAGAAAGGGAGAAAGUAGACGCGGAAACUCUAGACGCCCAGUACUACAAGUCCAUAGCUGUGACCACCACGUACAACCUGGCCAGGCUCAACGAAGCGCUGUGCAUGUACAACAAGGCCGAGAAACUGUAUAAGGAUAUCCUGAAAGAGCAUCCCAAUUAUAUUGAUUGUUAUUUGAGGCUGGGUUGCAUGGCGCGCGACAAAGGGCAGAUCUACGAGGCGUCGGACUGGUUCAAGGAGGCGCUGAAGGUGAACACGGAGCACCCCGACACGUGGUCGCUGCUCGGCAACUUGCACCUGGCGCAGCAGGAGUGGGGCCCGGGCCAGAAGAAGUUCGAGCGCAUCCUGCAGAACUCCUCCAACGCCAGCGACGCCUACUCGCUUAUAGCUUUAGGAAAUGUUUGGCUCCAAACGCUACACCAACCGUCCAGAGAGAAAGACCGAGAAAAGCGUCAUCAAGAACGAGCUUUAGCCAUGUACAAGCAAGUUCUGAAGGUCGACGUCAAGAACAUCUGGGCCGCUAAUGGCAUCGGCUGCGUUCUUGCACAUAAGGGUUGUGUGAACGAAGCCCGCGACAUCUUCGCCCAAGUGCGAGAGGCCACGGCUGACUUUCCGGAUGUUUGGAUGAACAUCGCUCACAUCUAUGUGGAACAGAAACAAUACAUCAACGCUAUCCAGAUGUACGAGAACUGCAUCCGCAAGUUCCGCAUGCACCACGACGUGGAGUGGCUGACGUGGCUGGCGCGCGCGCACGGGCUGGCGGGCCGCCCGCAGGCCGCGCGCGCCGCCCUGCUGCGCGCGCGGAGAGUCGCGCCGCACGACGCCGCCCUCUUGUACAACGCGGCGCUCACGCUGCGGAGGCUCGCGUCGCACGUCUUGAAGGACGAGCGGAGUUCUUUGGAUGUCGUGUUGCGAGCGGUGCACGAGUUGCAGGUGUCGCACAAAUACUUCCAGCGCCUGGCCUCAACAGAGAGCGGCGAGGGCGCCGAGCGAGCUCGCUACGAACCCGCGGCCGCCGCGGCCGAGGCUCGGACAUGUGCCGACCUGCUCUCUCAAGCGCAGUGGCAUGUGGCCAGAGCGAGACGGCAACACGACGAGGAGGUCACCAUGCGCGACCGACAGAGAGAGCAGAGGGAAGCCUUCAGGAAGCAGCAGGAAGAAGAACGCCGCCGCCGCGAAGAACAACAGCAAAAGAGCACCGUCGAGCAACUACAGAAGCGACAAGAAUUCAAAGAGAAGACCAAAAACGCUCUGCUCUUCGCCGACAUGCCGCUUGAGGAGAAGAAGAAGGGAGGAAGGGGGAGGAGAAAGGACGAAUAUGUGUCUGAUUCGGGGAGUGGCAGCGAUCGGCCUAAUGAGGAGAAGUUAGUAUUGAAAUUACGGGAGAGGAAGAAGAAGGAGAAGGGGUCGCGCGGGAAGGGCAAGAAGCGGCGCGAGCGCGGCUCCGGCUCCGACAGCGACCGCCCGCCGCACAAGCGCGGCCGCGGCCAGAAAGAAAAAGGGGGUAAAAAAGAUAAGGCAUCCAAAGCGGCCGACGAGAAGCUCAGCGCCAAACAGCGGCUCAAGAUUGUCUCGAAGGAGACUAUUUCCACGUCCGAGUCGGAGUCUGACGCAGGCAGUCGCCGCUCGCGCAGUCGCAGUCGCAGCGGCAGUCGCAGUCGCAGUCGCAGUCGCAGUCCGCCCGCCAAGGGAGGGAGGAAGAGGAUUAUGUCCAACAGCGAUAGUGAUAGAUCACGUUCCAAAAGCCGUUCGAAAUCCCGCAGCCGAUCUCGCUCCGGUUCAGCCAAGAGCCGGUCCCGAUCCAAGAGCCGUUCGCGGUCCAAGUCUGGCUCACGCUCGAAGAGCCGCUCCCGUUCCAAGAGCAGAUCCCGGUCGAAGAGUGGUUCAAGGUCGAAGAGCCGGUCGAGGUCAAAGAGCAGGUCGAGAUCGAAGAGUCGCUCAAGGUCUAAGAGUGGGUCAAGGUCCAAGAGUCGGUCAAGGUCGCGGUCCAAGAGCCGGUCGAGGUCACGGUCGAAGAGCGGCUCGAGGUCACGGUCAAGAUCAAAAAGCAAGUCCCGUUCGAAAUCCCGCUCCCGAUCCAAGAGCGGGUCUCGAUCUCGUUCCCGCUCCAAGAGUGCGUCCAGGAGCGGCUCGUCGCGCCCCGCCACGCCCGUGUCCAGGAAGUCCGUGUCGGCCAGCGACGACGACGACUAGACCACGCUGCUCAUGCGGGAGGCGAGAGCCUUCACAAGUGUAUAUAGGUUUACAUUACUUUACUGACAUACGAAAUAAUAGCAAGUUUUAUAACAAUGCGAUGCUGGAAAAGACAAAAAUACUAAUUCUGAAUACUUGAGAAUGCUUGAAUUGCUCAUUCUGAAAAUCAUCCAUACUUCCAUAUCCGACAAUCGUAAUAUACGCGGGUGCGUACCAUCGCCCUUAUUACAAAUGGCAUAAGGUCUACCGAUGGAGAGUUAAGGGUAUUGCUAUGUUUGUAUACCUUAAUAAAAUUGUACACUUACAGACACGGCCAGCGAAAUAAUUCCUUAUUUUUGAAUUAUGAAUAUUGUAUAUUUUUUGCAAGUCACUAAAGGCACCGGUCAAUUCUAGAUAAUGACGUUAGAAAACCUCUUCUUUCACACACUAACACAUGUAAGAAAGUACAAUGAGUGUUGGUAAAAAGUAAUUAUGCUGCUACUAAACCACUUAAAAAAUACACCGUCUGUAUAUUCGUUGAUCGCGCUUAUGAAUUUUUGUAAAAAUAGAAUACCAAAUAUUUUAAACCAUGACAGAAUCAUCUAGAAAACAAAACGCGCUGAUUUUUUUGAAAUGAGUAUUUAAAUUUGUGCUAUUCACCAACUUUUUCCCUGGCUCCAAAAUCAGAAAUCGUGGACUCGUCGGCGCAGAUUUCUCUGUCUCAAAAAGUGAUAAUAAUAUUAAUAAUUAGCCUGAAAGUUCUUCCAUCUCGUAUUGCUCCGUAAGGUCAUGCACACAAUACAUCGUGUAUAUUCAUGAACAGCCACCACCAUAUUCAACCUAGAAUUGUUAUCUUACUCAGUUACCUGUGUUUCUUUUGAAUAUAAUAUAUAUAUGAUUGUAUGUGUCAUUCGUUCUAUUCCAUUCGCCUCUUAAAAUACGAGGCCUAUUUGAACCAAUCAGUAUUGUUUUACAUUACUAUGUCAAUUCAGAAUGUCAUGUCUUACCCAUUUAUUUACCCUAUGUACUAUUACCUACGGAACUAUCAACUGCAUAUUUGACAUAUUUCUAUAAUUUUACUGUAGAUAGAUAUUUUAUUAUUGACCUUUCUUCCCUUACAUCUGUGAAUACCUAAAAGUGAUAUUUGUUUGAUGUAAGGGUCAUACACAUACUUAGGUUCUAAUUUGUCUUUCCUGUUACUGAAAAUUAGGGACUAACCCCCUUAUUCAUAAACGUGUACUAAAGU